AGAUAAUGGUCUCCGUGGCCAAGUCCCAGUCCUGCUGUCCCAAGGGACUCCGGGGUCAGGUGGAGCAGGCAGGGCAGUCUGCCACGGGCUCCCCAACUGAAGCCACUCUGGGGAGGGUCCGGCCACCAGAAAAUUUGCCCAGCUUUGCUGCCUGUUGGCCAUGGGUGACCUCUCAUCUUUGACCCCCGGAGGGUCCAUGGGUCUCCAAGUAAACAGAGGCUCCCAGAGCUCCCUGGAGGGGGCUCCUGCCACCGCCCCGGAGCCUCACAGCCUGGGCAUCCUCCAUGCCUCCUACAGCGUCAGGUAAGGCAGAGCCCUUGCUGCUGCUGCUCCCCCAGGAGUGCGGGGCCCGGCGCUCACCCCUCUGCUGCCUUUCUUCACUCUUUAAGUGCCAGUCUGGGCACUUCGGGCUCCCUCUUUAGUGGAUCGGGUGGAGAGAGGAGAGGGAGAAGGGCUGUGCUGGGAAACAUGGAGCGACAGUGAAUGGCCCCUCCCCCUGCCCAGGGAAGGGCCUGGGCAUAAACAAAGUGGCAGCAGUGCCCUGCCAACCCAGUGUCUACGGCCUGCCCUCUGUGGAUGGGAAUGGGGGUACUGCGAAUGCAAGGAGUCUUGAAACCUGGUGAAAGAAUGCAGGGACAGCCACCUCGCAGCCAAACGGACAGGACAUUCAGAGCAACUCCAGCACAGGCCCCCUCCCUACGUGGCAGACAGCCUCAGUCGCUAUCUGCCAGGUUCUACAGAGGAGGGCGCAGAGACUGAAACACGUUAGGAGCCUGUCCGGAGACUACUGGGGUGGGGCACAGCCACCGCGUGAGGCCCUGGUGGGACAUCACAUCUUGCCGGCAGCAGUGGACCAGGCAGAUCCUCAAAGAUGUCUCCUUGUACGUGGAGAGCGGGCAGAUCAUGUGCAUCCUAGGAAGCUCAGGCUCCGGGAAAACCACGCUGCUGGACGCCAUGUCCGGGAGGCUGGGGCGCGCGGGGACCUUCCUGGGGGAGGUGUAUGUGAACGGCCGGGCGCUGCGCCGGGAGCAGUUCCAGGACUGCUUCUCCUACGUCCUGCAGAGCGACACCCUGCUGAGCAGCCUCACCGUGCGCGAGACGCUGCACUACACCGCGCUGCUGGCCAUCCGCCGCGGCAAUCCCGGCUCCUUCCAGAAGAAGGUGGAGGCCGUCAUGGCAGAGCUGAGUCUGAGCCAUGUGGCAGACCGACUGAUUGGCAACUACAGCUUGGGGGGCAUUUCCACGGGUGAGCGGCGCCGGGUCUCCAUCGCAGCCCAGCUGCUCCAGGAUCCUAAGGUCAUGCUGUUUGAUGAGCCAACCACAGGCCUGGACUGCAUGACUGCUAAUCAGAUUGUCGUCCUCCUGGUGGAACUGGCUCGCAGGAACCGAAUUGUGGUUCUCACCAUUCACCAGCCCCGUUCUGAGCUUUUUCAGCUCUUUGACAAAAUUGCCAUCCUGAGCUUCGGAGAGCUGAUUUUCUGUGGCACGCCAGCGGAAAUGCUUGAUUUCUUCAAUGACUGCGGUUACCCUUGUCCUGAACAUUCAAACCCUUUUGACUUCUAUAUGGACCUGACGUCAGUGGAUACCCAAAGCAAGGAACGGGAAAUAGAAACCUCCAAGAGAGUCCAGAUGAUAGAAUCUGCCUACAAGAAAUCAGCAAUUUGUCAUAAAACUUUGAAGAAUAUUGAAAGAAUGAAACACCUGAAAACGUUACCAAUGGUUCCUUUCAAAACCAAAGAUUCUCCUGGAGUUUUCUCUAAACUGGGUGUUCUCCUGAGGAGAGUGACAAGAAACUUGGUGAGAAAUAAGCUGGCAGUGAUUACGCGUCUCCUUCAGAAUCUGAUCAUGGGUUUGUUCCUCCUUUUCUUCGUUCUGCGGGUCCGAAGCAAUGUGCUAAAGGGUGCUAUCCAGGACCGCGUAGGUCUCCUUUACCAGUUUGUGGGCGCCACCCCGUACACAGGCAUGCUGAACGCUGUGAAUCUGUUUCCCGUGCUGCGAGCUGUCAGCGACCAGGAGAGUCAGGACGGCCUCUACCAGAAGUGGCAGAUGAUGCUGGCCUAUGCACUGCACGUCCUCCCCUUCAGCGUUGUUGCCACCAUGAUUUUCAGCAGUGUGUGCUACUGGACGCUGGGCUUACAUCCUGAGGUUGCCCGAUUUGGAUAUUUUUCUGCUGCUCUCUUGGCCCCCCACUUAAUUGGUGAAUUUCUAACUCUUGUGCUACUUGGUAUCGUCCAAAAUCCAAAUAUAGUCAACAGUGUAGUGGCUCUGCUGUCCAUUGCGGGGGUGCUUGUUGGAUCUGGAUUCCUCAGAAACAUACAAGAAAUGCCCAUUCCUUUUAAAAUCAUCAGUUAUUUUACAUUCCAAAAAUAUUGCAGUGAGAUUCUUGUAGUCAAUGAGUUCUACGGACUGAAUUUCACUUGUGGCAGCUCAAAUGUUUCUGUGACAACUAAUCCAAUGUGUGCCUUCACUCAAGGAAUUCAAUUCAUUGAGAAAACCUGCCCAGGUGCAACAUCUAGAUUCACAAUGAACUUUCUGAUUUUGUAUUCAUUUAUUCCAGCUCUUGUCAUCCUAGGAAUAGUUGUUUUCAAAAUAAGGGAUCAUCUCAUUAGCAGGUAGUGAAAGCCAUGGCUGGGAAAAUGGAAGUGAAGCUGCCGACUGUGCAUGACUGCUCUGAACGUCUGAAAUGAGAGUGCCAUGUAUUUCUUUCUUGACAGGACAUCUCAAGUCUUUUAACCAUUAAGACUCCAUUUGUGCCUCUUGGAUCCAAGCAGGCCUUGAAUGCAAUGGAAGUGGUUUAUAGUCCCUUGCUCUUACAACUUGCAGGGACAUGUGGUUAUUUGGAAAUUGUGACUGAGCGGACCCAAGAAUGUAAAUAAUAUUCAUAAACCUAUGGGAGACUCGUGUGACUAUUUUUUUUCCUUGUUCUAGGCACAGAAAAAAAUAGGUCAGCUUAAAAAUAUGUUUACAUUGGAUAAAGGAUUAGGCAAAAAUAAAAUGUUUCAAGGAUUCCUGACCAUAAGUGACAGAGAAAGAGAGUUGUGGGUUUAGAUGAAGCAAGGUUAUCAUGCAGAAUUGGGUAAGAAUGCUUCUGUUCCUGGAAGACCCAGAGUUAAAUGCAGAUGUCCACACGAGGGGUCGGAGUUACCUGAUCACAUCGAGAGAGUGCUGGGCAGAUGGAUGGUGAGCACCACUGCUACAGAGCACCCAGUGAUUUUACUGAGGAUUAAAAUAAAAAACCGUAGGAAUGGGCUCAACAGUGA
This is a messenger RNA of Homo sapiens (human), 3260 nucleotides long. RefSeq names its product ATP binding cassette subfamily G member 5 (gene ABCG5). The transcript has 13 exons. Gene Ontology annotation, biological process: response to nutrient levels; response to ionizing radiation; response to xenobiotic stimulus. The coding region runs from base 904 to 2616 and encodes 570 amino acids. Gene Ontology annotation, cellular component: signaling receptor complex; apical part of cell; plasma membrane. The record is from RefSeq and is a predicted model, not a curated record. Lineage: Eukaryota; Metazoa; Chordata; Mammalia; Primates; Hominidae. Gene Ontology annotation, molecular function: ATP binding; ABC-type transporter activity; cholesterol transfer activity.